This is a messenger RNA of Entrophospora sp. SA101, 1551 nucleotides long. Lineage: Eukaryota; Fungi; Glomeromycota; Glomeromycetes; Entrophosporales; Entrophosporaceae. The record is from the annotation of a GenBank genome assembly.
AUGAAAAGUAAUAACAACAAUACUUUACCAAACUAUAAACUUGAUACUACUAAUAUUCCUUCUGAAGGGUUUCGUUCUUCACCUUCAACUCCUGUAUCUACUUCAAUACCCCUUAAAAAGAAAUCAAAUAAUUCUAAAACUUCAAAUUCAAAACAAUCACAGGAUUAUCCUUUAGGUAACAUUCCAACACCUCCGGCCUUAAAAAGGUUUUGUUUUGAUUUAAAUGGUCAACCUGCUUACAUUCGUGAACAUGAAGACGCUGAACAACAAGUGUUAAAGCUUCAAGAGGCUUUGCAUAAUAUGCGAGCAUCUGGUCCAACAACUACUACAUCUGAGACUGCUACUUAUCAUUCUUUUGAUGACGACAAUCUUACUGGUGCAAAACAUUCAGAAAGUGGUGCUCCAACAUUUGAUUCACUACCACAUUCAAUGAAAUCUUAUAUGCUUUUUCAAUUAUUAAGGCGUUGCCCCACUAAUACUCUUCAAUAUGUUAGUAAUAUAAUUUUACCGACAUUAAGAAAAGAUUUCCUUGGUACUUUACCACUAGAACUAAGUCUGCACAUUGUAAGAUACUUGGAUGCAUCGAGUAUGUGUAAAGCAGCUCAAGUUAAUAAACAAUGGAGGGAUGUUGUAGAUGGCGAUGGGUUUACUUGGAAAAGAUGUUUGUUGUCUGAUGGUUUCAGUCUUGAUGAUUCAGAAGAAGCACGUGCUAUCUCAGAAGAUUGGGGAUUUACAAGUUCAAUAACAUCACCAUUAAAUCGAAAUAAUUAUAAUAGUAUUGAUGAUGAUAAUGGGUGCUCAAGAGAAGUAGACAAUUCAUCUUCUGAAGAAAGGGCAAUUGUAAAAAUUGACGAGAAUGAUAAUACUGAAAUUAUGAGAAUCAUUAAUGUCACUAACGGAAUUAAAUCUGAAGAGGAAGAUAAUGAUAACGGCGAUGAUGUAAAUUUACAAGAUGCUUAUACACUUUCACCAACAGGUACAGAGGUCCAACCAUCAUCUAUUCCUAAUGGUAAUAAUAGUACGAACAAUAGUGAUAGUGAUAAUUUAUUACGUACAGAGGAAACUUUUUCAAUUCAAAAUAAAGGUAAAGGUCGAGCAGACGUUGGAUGGGAUUCGCAUCCAUAUAAAGAGAUCUACCGUCGACACUAUCUCACACGAAAAAAUUGGUCUAAUGGUCAACAUAAACAUAUCUCCUUUCAAGGUCAUGGUAAUAAUGUUGUAACUUGUUUACAAUUUGAUUCUGAAAAAAUCAUUUCAGGAUCAGAUGACCAAUGUAUAAAUGUUUAUGAUACAGUUAGCGGUAGAAUGAUCAAUAGACUUGAAGGUCAUGAGGUUUGGAGUCUUGAAGACGGCACAAAUAUUUGGACAUUAGAAGGACAUUCGUCUCUUGUUGGUUUACUCGAUCUUUCCCAUGAUUAUCUUGUUUCGGCAGCAGCAGAUUCGAGUCUUCGUAUAUGGAACCCUGACAACGAAGAAGACAAAAAUACGCCAAAUGCCAGUUGUACUGAUGAAGACGGUAAUUGGAUUUCUAAAAGAAUAGUUGUAGGGUAA